Macrosiphum euphorbiae (potato aphid) is the source of this 330-nucleotide messenger RNA. Lineage: Eukaryota; Metazoa; Arthropoda; Insecta; Hemiptera; Aphididae. The record is from the annotation of a GenBank genome assembly.
AUGUUCCCACAUAAGGACAUUCACAAUGCCACAUGGAAAUCACCGGACGGAAUAACAGCUAACCAAAUAGAUCACAUACUCAUUCAAAAGAAAUUUCGUUCAUGCAUAAAAUACAUACCAAGCUAUAGAGGAGCUGACUGUAAUACAGAUCACUUCUUAGUAGUGGCAAAGUUUGAGCUAAAGCUACAGAGUCGAAAACAACUAGAAAAAGGAAGUAUCAUAAAGAUAAAUCUAGAGAUGCUAAAGGAUGAAGAAAUCCAGCAAAAAUAUUCAAAAAGUAUCGGUGAAUAUAUAAAGAGAAUGGAAUUGAAUGGCAUAGGUGAAGACUAG